This is a messenger RNA of Paralichthys olivaceus (Japanese flounder), 1569 nucleotides long. Lineage: Eukaryota; Metazoa; Chordata; Actinopteri; Pleuronectiformes; Paralichthyidae. The record is from RefSeq and is a predicted model, not a curated record.
AUGCGCAAAAGUGUCAAUUCCUCCAGCAUUAAAGACAUCGUGGUUACCUUUAGACCUGGUGUGCUGCUGCUGUCCGGGGCGCUGGCAGAGCAGGAGGGGGAGAACCUGUCGGGUCUCUCCAACAACCCGGACAAAGCCAUCUUCGCGGUGCGGGAGAACGGCACGACAUGUCUGAUGGUGGAGUUCGCCGUGAAAUUCCUCGUGCCAUAUGACGUGCUCGCACUCAAUGGGAUAGACCUGAUCACCGAGCAGGCGUCGUUCACUCUGCCCCGUGGUGCAGAAAUCGAGGGGAUAUGCGGGAGCACCGAGUCAGAGAUCCACAUAACCUGGAAGAACAACGCCUACACUCUCCGGAUCUACUUCUCUAAGGAGUUCCGUGACAAGGGCGCUGAGGUGUGGAAGAUUAGCAAGGUCCAGUUCGUCUAUGACACCUCGGAGUCAUCGCAUUUCAUCAACGCAUACAACCCUGGGAAGCACACAGCUAGCACCCACCACCUGUCGGCCCUGGUGACCCCCGCUGAGCACUCCUUUGUGUGCGCGGCACAGCAGACCAUCACCCUAAUCUCCAGUGACCACCAGAAGGGUGUCACCGUCUCCAUGUACGACAUCCAGAUCCAGCCCUUUGACAUCGCCUCUGACUUCAUAUUCAGUGAACCCUACAAGUGUAUCACCGACCAGCGGGAGCGCCUGGAAGAGACCCUCCCCAUCGUCCUGGGUCUCAUUUUGGCUCUCAUCAUUGUCAUCACGCUCACCGUCUACCACUUCCACCUAAAGCUGACAGCACCCCAACCUCAGCUCCCCAGAGAUCGCUCCAUGUACAAGAACAUGUAGUCAGCAGCAGCGGCUCCCCCGGCUCUCUCCAAAGCUACCCUGAUAAAAGACUUGUAUCCUCCAUGUCCCAGGCCUAACACCAGAGGAAAGUGGUCGGCCAUAGACUGAUCCCCUGAUAAGAAGAAAUGUGUGUAGCCUGCACUGCAGGCCCACUGGAACUUUCCAGCAGCUAAAACACAGGUGAACGGGACAGCUUGGGGCCUAGCAUGGAUGUAGUUGGAGGGUCAACCCACAAAAAUCAAACACCUGGCUGCUGAAGUGAAUCUUUGUGCCAUAAAUUCAUAGUUUGUAUCACAGUGGUUAGAAUUUUAAUGAAAAUAAAAACAUUAAUUUACGCCUUUAAGAAACUAAAAUAGAUUUUUGUUCAGAUUGGUGUUUGUAUGACAUUUGAAAAUCACCUCUUUCUUUCCUGACAUCACUGAGGCCUACUUCAUCACUUCAGACAUUUUUAUCCAAUUGUCUUCAGAAGAGAUUUUAGAUAUUUGCCUGAGUGUCUGCUGUUUGUCAUCCUCUCCUCUCUGAAACUGCUGCUACUUAAUUAAUUACCUACUGUUGGUUCUGUAUUUGCUAACCUCAACACAAUUUUGUUCAAGAAUCCCUUUUUAUUUCAGUUUUGAAUGCAGCCAUAGUGUUGACAGUGGACAAGUCUUGUAGUGUGUACAGUGCUGUGGCAUUAAGAGUUGCAAUGUUUUUGCUUUGACUUAAAUAUCUUUUCUCCACGCUGAUGUAUGAAACAUA